CUGAUUGGCCGCCGGGAGCAGCUUUCAGAUACAAACUGCUCCGCCAGCGCGGCUCCGGAGUUGCGUGCGUGUGUUUGGGGGGCUGGAGCCUCGUCGCUGUUUACUAGGACCGAGGAGAUGGGCGUCAGUAGCGCAACUUCAAUAGUAAGUGCUACGAUUUUUUAAUGUAAUCGGCGCCGCUCUACUUUCUUGGCCGGAUUCGAAGUUGGCACCGGUAAGGCGAUGCUUGCGUUGCAGUAAAACCGAAGUUGGUUUUCCUCCAAGUUCACAGCCUCCAGUAAGCUGGCUGAGGGUUCAAGACUCUUCAUGCUUUGUUUGCCACAGAUGCCUUUUGAUUACGGCGUAUUGUUUUUUUUUUCUUCUUGUAAGAUCGACUAACAGGAAUUAACGCUUUAGCGGUAAGUGAUGGGCUCCAGGCUGAGCAGGCAGGACAGCCUAAACGGCGAGGUACAUUUUCCUAGGAAUAGAUCCCAGCGGCACGGCAGCUGCGGGGAAGCCGGGGUGGCUGCCAGCCGCGGCAGCGGGGACUUCUCCCUUUCAUCCCUGAUCAGAAGGUCCGAUAAGCUGCCGAGGAUGCUGCGGAAGACAACCCAAAGUCCCUAUAUGAGAAGAGUGGCUUGGAUUCGGGAGAUACAGACACUUCUCCGGGUGAACAAGGUGGAGCAGGCGGGCGAUAUACUCAGAUUACUUAGAAAGGACAUGGGUCUGGAGGGCACCUCCCUCACUGACAUCCUGUACAAGAACACGGCAUUCCUGAACCUGGUGGACCCCAUCUCCCAUGAGCUCCUGCUCAGCCUGGCUCGUGACAUGCAGUGCCCUAAAACGGAUGCUGAGCCCAUGAAGUCAUCUGAGAAAAUAUGCAGGCAGCUGAUCUACCAUCUGAGCCCUCACUCCAAAUGGGCCAGGCAGGGCACGUUGCGGAAGAAAUCCCACACUUGUCUUAAAACGAUGCUGCAGAAGAAGCUGUCCAGCGGCACCGUGGACCUGUCCGGCAUCCCACUGUCCAGCCAGGACAUCCACCGGGUGGCGUACUACCUCCAGAGGAACCGCGAUGGCCUGGACUCGGUGGACCUGAGCUUCACGGAGCUCCAGGACGAUGGGCUGCGGACCCUGGUGCCCCUUCUGGCGGCAUUGCCCAAGCUGUCCACACUGGCGCUCAAUGGCAACCGACUAACCGCCGCCGUGCUGAAGGACCUCACAGAAGUGGCCAAGGACUCCUCGCGCUUCCCCAGCCUGGCUUGGGUGGACCUGGGCAACAACGUGGACAUCCUGACCAUGCCUCAACCCCUCCUGGUCGCCCUCCGACGUCGUUUCGGCCUCAGGAGCAGCCUGCCCACCAUCUAUGAACAUGGCGAGAGACGGCACCAUGAUUGGCAGGUGGGGUAUGACGAGGAGGAAGAAGAGGAGGAGAAGGCCUCUGACAGGUCUGAGGAAGCCCUCAGAGAUAAACCAGAGUUAUGGGAGGUCAGAGAAAAUCUGCCCCAGGACAUGGAAUUGCACUGCUGUGAGAGGUGAACCUGCCAACAGAUCUUGCAAUGAAUUCGGGAACUUGAUGUGUAGGGAACCCAUGCCCUGACCCCAGCAGGACCUCUGGCCUCCACUGUACAGUGCCUGUCAUGUGUCCUGACCAUAAACUGUAGGUGGCGCUCAUUAGUCACAAUGUCGCUGGCUGGGGCUUCUUAUGCAGAAGGUUUCCCUUACAUUGUAAAGGAGUGAACGGGGGAUUUGGACAUGAACCAUCCCUCCUAUUGACCGCUAGUGGUGUCACAUGGACCUGGGUUGGGGGUGUGGAUUAUUAGCCCUCCACGGCGCUAUCCUUUUAUUCCCAGGGCUCAGGUGGCUGCACAGCCUAUGGCUUUAUUAGGCCACGCCCCCACAAGCGCUCACUGGCCCAUAUGUGGCCAAUGGCAGCUCACGUCCCAUAAAGGGGGAGGGACAACUUCUACAAAAGCCAGUGUGCAAAGAAGCCAUCUCUGGGAGCUUUAAUGAGCAGUACGGCGUGGCUGGUUAUUGUGGGGGGGAAAAAGAGUUUUUAUAAUUACAGCAUUCUCGGUGUCAGUUUUGAGUGUGUGAUGAAUAAUGGGGUUUGUAUUUCAUCUGGACGUGUGGGUCUGCUCUGCUCUGCGGUCUCCAGUCACCCACCAACGUAAACAAACAAAUACUCUGAGCUUGAUGUAGCAUCUUGUAUGGAUCUGUAAGGGAUUCACAUUUCGGGCUGCUUCAAGAAUGUUCUUUUAGUAAUUUUUUUUAUUUGUCUGUAUUUAUGCAAAGGCUUUUGUAGUGUUUUUGUGUUUGUGGUAUUAAUCUUUCGUAUCUGAAUCGUCACCGGCUGUUCAAUGCAACAACGGAUCAGUUGUUACUGCGGUAAAUCCUGCAUCAGCACAGGGAUAUGUUAGGCUUGCGCAGUGCAGACCGUCUGCUUCUCCCGCACCUGGGUCGGGCGGCAGUCUUGCUGCUAAUGCAUGUCGUAGAGGUGUCAGGUACCGGGCCCUGGUGGGCCUUGUGCAGGUCCAACCUGCCAGCACUGCUAGUGUGAAUAACACUGAUCUCUUAUAAGGGUUAAAAAAAUAAUAAAGAACAUGGUGAAAUAA
Brienomyrus brachyistius is the source of this 2591-nucleotide messenger RNA. Its product is annotated as leucine-rich repeat-containing protein 75B-like. The transcript has 4 exons. Bases 406 to 1515 code for a protein of 369 amino acids. NCBI's taxonomy places the organism in Eukaryota, Metazoa, Chordata, Actinopteri, Osteoglossiformes, Mormyridae. The record is from RefSeq and is a predicted model, not a curated record.